AUGUUACUGCUUCGAACAGCAGCGCGCAUUUUCACACGAACUGAGAAGGAAUGUAUGCGUUUUCGUAUUUCUUCUUUUAUUUUCUUCUUACUUUUUCUUCUUUUUAUAUUCGAUUUUUUUCUUUUCUUCUUUAUUAUAUUUUUCUCUUCUUUUAUUUUUUUCUUUCUUCUUUCCAUACUUGUACCUACUUUAUAUUUUCGUAUCAUUUCCCGAUUUUUUUGGUUCAUUUUAUUUUUUUUCUUUAUCGCUUUUUCUUUCUUUUUUUCUUUCUUUCUUUUUUCCUUCUUUCUUUGUCUCUUGUCUCUUAUUUAUUUAUUUCUUUUAUCGUUGCUGGUACGUUAUUUUUCUUAUAUAUUUUCCUUCUUUUUCUUUUCUUCAUUUCUUUCUUUCUCGAUGUUCUUUUUUUCUUCUUUCUUUGUAUAUUUUUCUUUCAUUCGUUCAGUUAAAUUUUUUUUAGUUUUUCUUCUUUGUAUCAUUGAGAAUGCAUUGUUUUCGCUAUUUUUCUUUUUUUUCCUUUUAUAUUUUAUUGUUUCUGUUUCUUCUUCCAUUCCAUUCUUUCUUUCUUUCUUUCUUUCUUUCUUUUUAUCUUGUUCGUACGCUAUUUUCAUUCUUUUUCACUUCUUUCUUCUUUCAUUAGUAUUUCUUUCUGCUUUUGUUAUUGUUGAUGGCGAUUCUUAUUCUUUCUUUCUUUCUUUCCUUCUUCCCUUAUCCUCUUUUUUCUCUUUCUGUUCCUAUUCUUUUCUCUUUUUUUUUUACUUUACAUUCAUUAGUCCCCAAGGCCGGAGGUCGCCGAGGUACCAACCCGACAUUUACCAUUCAGGGUAUCUCAGAGACAAAGAGCCGGUUCGUUUAUGGCGAAUAUCGUGA
Molecule: messenger RNA, 867 nt
Organism: Acanthosepion pharaonis
Lineage: Eukaryota; Metazoa; Mollusca; Cephalopoda; Sepiida; Sepiidae
Source: the annotation of a GenBank genome assembly